CCCCCGGCGCGGGGCGCACGCAGCGGCUGAGCCCGGGCCCUGUGCGUGCCGUGCGCUCGCCCUUGGCGCGCGUGGCGGUGUGUGCCCCCGGCGCUGCCGUGCCUCCGGGAGGGGGAGGCGAGGCUGCGCGCAGCUCCCGACGAGCCCGGCAGGCAGAGGAGCAGGGAGGGGAGCAGAGGGAGGGGACCCCGGUCGCGGGAGGAGGAGAGAGGCGAGGAGGCGGCUCUGGCAGCGCGCGGCGGCGGCGGCGGCGAGCCGGACUGGGAGCCCAGAGCUCGGUCGGGCAGCGGGAGAGGAGGAGCCGCAGCAGCUGCAGCCCUGCCAGCUUGGGCCGAGCCUUCCGACACCGGCCUGGCUGGUCCACGCCAGCCGCAGACCGAGGCUGAGCAUGGAGCUGUCCCCCCGCAGCCCUCCCGAGAUGCUGGUGGAGGAGUCGGAUUGCCCGUCACCCCUGGAGCUGAAGUCGGGCCCCAGCAAGAAGAUGUGGAUUAAGCUCCGGUCUCUGCUGCGCUACAUGGUGAAACAGCUGGAGAACGGGGAGGUAAACAUUGAGGAGCUGAAGAAGAACCUGGAGUACACGGCAUCCCUGCUGGAGGCUGUCUACAUAGAUGAGACGCGGCAAAUCCUGGACACGGAGGACGAGCUGCAGGAGCUGCGGUCAGACGCAGUGCCUUCAGAGGUGCGGGACUGGCUGGCCUCCACCUUCACCCAGCAGGCCCGGGCCAAAGGCCGGCGGGCCGAGGAGAAGCCCAAGUUCCGGAGCAUUGUGCAUGCGGUGCAGGCGGGCAUCUUUGUGGAGCGGAUGUUCCGGAGAACGUACACCUCCGUCGGCCCCACUCACUCCGCCGCUGUCCUUAACUGUCUCAAGAACCUGGACCGCUGGUGCUUCGAUGUCUUCGCCCUGAACCGGGCUGCCGAAGACCAUGCCCUGAGGACCAUCGUGUUUGAGCUGCUGACUCGGCACAACCUCAUCAGCCGCUUUAAGAUCCCCACUGUAUUCCUGAUGAGUUUCCUGGAGGCCUUGGAGACAGGCUAUGGGAAGUACAAGAACCCUUACCACAACCAGAUCCACGCAGCCGAUGUCACCCAGACAGUGCAUUGCGUCUUGCUCCGCACGGGGAUGGUGCACUGCCUGUCAGAGAUUGAGGUCCUGGCCAUAAUCUUUGCUGCAGCAAUCCACGACUACGAGCACACAGGCACCACCAACAGCUUCCACAUCCAGACCAAGUCCGAAUGUGCCAUCCUGUACAACGACCGCUCUGUGCUGGAGAAUCACCACAUCAGCUCCGUCUUCCGAAUUAUGCAGGAUGACGAGAUGAACAUUUUCAUCAACCUCAAAAAGGAUGAGUUUGUUGAGCUGCGAGCGCUGGUGAUUGAGAUGGUGUUGGCCACCGACAUGUCCUGCCAUUUCCAGCAAGUGAAAACCAUGAAGACGGCCUUGCAGCAGCUGGAAAGGAUUGACAAGUCCAAGGCCCUUUCUCUGCUGCUCCACGCCGCUGACAUCAGCCACCCCACCAAGCAGUGGUCAGUCCACAGCCGCUGGACCAAAGCCCUCAUGGAGGAAUUCUUUCGCCAGGGUGACAAGGAGGCCGAGCUGGGUCUGCCGUUCUCUCCGCUCUGCGAUCGUUCCUCCACCCUGGUGGCUCAGUCCCAGAUUGGUUUCAUCGACUUCAUCGUGGAGCCCACGUUCUCUGUGCUCACCGAUGUGGCUGAGAAGAGUGUCCAGCCUCAGACGGAUGAUGACUCCAAGUCAAAAAGUCAGCCCAGCUUCCAGUGGCGCCAAGCUUCUUUGGAUGUGGAAGUGGGAGACCCGAACCCUGACGUGGUCAGGUUUCGCUCCACCUGGACCAAAUACAUUCAGGAGAACAAGCAGAAGUGGAAGGAACGGGCAGCAAGUGGCAUCACCAACCAGAUGUCCAUCGAUGAGCUGUCCCCCUGUGAGGAGGAGGCGCUGCCCUCCCCAGCCGAAGAUGAGCACAACCAGAAUGGGAAUCUGGACUAGUGGGGGGCCGGCCCAGGUCCUCACCGAGUGCAGAGUGUCCGAUGUCAUCAGCACCAUCCAUUGGGACCGGCUCCCCCAUCUGCUCCAAGGGAGCACGGAGCUCACAGAACCGAUCACCCCUGUAAAGGCCGAACGCCAGAGACUGGGGUGCACUUCAACCUCCCGGCAUCAAGACUGGGGUGCUCCAGGCUUCCCACGGUCACUGUGCCCAUCCUCCUGCCUCCGGAUGCCCCCCCACAGCCAGAGGGCUGGCUGAGGAGGGCCUCCCGGAGGCUUCCCGACGCCUGGGGCAGGGGUCCGAGCUGCCAGCCCCCAGGCCCUCCCCACCCUUUUGGCCUCCAAGUUUCUAAGCAAUACAUUUUGGGGGUUCCCUCAGCCCCCACCCAGAUCUUAGCUGGCAGGUCUGGGCCCUCCUUUCCUUCCCCUGGGAGGGGCUGGAACAGACUCGAAAGUGGGGUGAGGUGGGGUGGGGGGAUUUCCGAGCCCUCUGCGUGGGGAGGGGAGAGGGUGCCUUCAGGGCCUGGGAUCUGAGGGGCAGCCUCUUCGCCCCACACCUGCACUGCUUCCGCCCCGCCUCGGCCCACCCCCAGCCGCCUGCCUUCUCUCCUGUUCUGAAAUGGCACCGGGGGGAGGCGAGGAGCCAGUGGGAGCAGGGCCUGAGGAGACCUCUCCUAGGGUCCCCAGGUUCUGGGGCCUGAGUCCCUUUUGCCUCCUUCCCCACCCCCCGGGGCGGGAGGUCCCAUCCGACCAAUGUCUGUAAAGUGCUUGGAGAAGCUCCCCCCCACCCCGCCGGAGGACGUCUCUUAGGGGUGCAGGCGGGAGGGCCGCUGGGUGGGGUGCAGGGUAUGUGAGGGGGGAGUGGAUCCAGUGAUCCUGUGUGGUGGAUGGAGGCGAUCUUCCCCCUUCCCCUCCCAGCACCGUGGGGUGGGGACCCGCCGGGUGCUGCCCGUGCCCUCUGGGGUGGCCCCUCCCCCCAGCCCUGCCCUCCUUCCAUGUAAAUACCAACCAUGCAUUGUACAGUGGGCCCUGGUGGUGUGACUCCAUAUUCAUGGUCUCUGAGACCUGCCACCUUGACACUUGUCCCUCCUGACCCAGCACAGCGCGGGGCAGAGAUGCAUGUGAUGAUGCCCCCCCCCCACCCCUACCUUGGUCUCCCAGAACCCUACUAUAGCCAGAGAUCAAUAAAAGGAGACCAGGCUUG
Messenger RNA from Sorex araneus (European shrew), 3203 nucleotides. RefSeq names its product phosphodiesterase 1B (gene PDE1B). Gene Ontology annotation, molecular function: 3',5'-cyclic-nucleotide phosphodiesterase activity. The record is from RefSeq and is a predicted model, not a curated record. The transcript has 16 exons. Bases 389 to 2002 code for a protein of 537 amino acids. Lineage: Eukaryota; Metazoa; Chordata; Mammalia; Eulipotyphla; Soricidae. Gene Ontology annotation, biological process: signal transduction.